GCUUUAUUAUUCUAUGGUCUAUGCCUUUGCUCUUUGCUUCGUCUUCUGGACUUCAUGUGUUUUUCUUCGGAUUUACUCGGAUUCUCUGUCUACUUAGCCCUGCUUUACCAGAACGGUGAAAAUAUGGAGGGAUAAGAGUGGUGUUCCUAAUAUAUUUUAUCUCCUUUUAUCAGUGUAAACCAUUCAGACAUUACAAUGAACUCAGUUUCUAAACAGUUGUUCAGCUUCCUGAACCGGCUUCCACAAUGCACAACCCCAGCGACUGUGGCAGGGUUUCUUAGGUUCCACAAUGGGUGCCCCUCAUUGGCAGAAACUGCCGUGAAAAAUGAAACACAAGAACCUGCUUCUAGAGGCUUGACAUCAGUGGUUGACAAAGUGGACUCAUAUGAACCUGAUAAAUUGUACAAAUUAAUUGAAUUAGAAAUGAGAGCAAACCAGAAACAAAUCCUUAACAGUUAUGUGGUAUUUUUGAAAAUGGCAGCUGACGGGCUAGGUAUCGAAGUUGGCAAAGUAUGGGGCCCCGACAAAGCACAUCACCAAAGGUACACUAUUUUACGUUCUGCAUUUGUUCAUAAGAGAUGUCGGGUUCAAUAUGAAUAUAGAACCUACCACCGGUACAUGAGCUUCCUUAAACUGACAGGUUCAACAGCCGACACAUUUCUUGAAUAUAUUGAGAGGAAUCUGCCCGAGGGACUUGGCCUGAAGGUCACGAAGGUUGCUGUCGAACCUGUGCCGGAACAUUUAGUGCCAGGAAAAAGUGAAGAAGUUGAAGAAAGUUCAUCUUGAAAACAAUGAUUGUUGCUUUUGUAAGUUGAAUGAAGCCUAUUCAUGGGAGUUUUGUUAUCAGGAUAGUUAAAGCUGCCACGAAACUCCAACAUUGGUUUUUUUCUUAAUUGGUAAGAAAGAAGUGUAGAAAUUGAGUAUAAAGUGCAUAAAAAUCUCUGGUCUCUUUGUAAAUAUGUAACAGUUUUUAGCAAAUAAAAGGAGUUUAAAGUUUGAAACCA
Molecule: messenger RNA, 1004 nt
Organism: Bemisia tabaci
Lineage: Eukaryota; Metazoa; Arthropoda; Insecta; Hemiptera; Aleyrodidae
Gene: mRpS10
Product: mitochondrial ribosomal protein S10
Cellular component (GO): mitochondrial small ribosomal subunit; mitochondrion
Source: RefSeq, a predicted model, not a curated record